ACAUUUCAUCGAAAAAGAGGAAACUUUGUUGGAACGUUUAGCAUUAUUGGGUUGGGGAGGGCCUUCUCUUCUUUCACAUUUCCCCCCUCAUUUUCUGGUUUCUCUAUUACAACCUAUUAAUUUCUUUUAUAGGAUAAAAAUCCAAUUGAAAUUUGGUGGAUUAAGUCUUGUUUUGUUUUUCUGUAUUCUAUUAGUCUCGUAUUUUGGUUUCUUUUUUAUGGUUAUGUUGCUUCUUUUUCUGCAUUAUUCAACUUUAUAUUUGAUUGAAAUUGAAUGGAUUUUCAUUAAAAAAAAAAAACUGGGAAUGUUGCUUUCUUAGAUGAUGAUGUUAUUAGGGAAGGGAAACAGAGAGUGAGGCCUUUCCAUAAUAGGUAAAUAUAUUUGGAGUAGCAAUGGCUCCUGGAGGCAGUGCUUGCAAAGAAGUUGAAUCUUAUCCUGCCGUUGCGGAUUACGCCAUUGCUACAACAAAACCCGAGAGUAAUUCUAUGACGACAAAAAGUUCUUUUGGUUUUGUUGGAAAACAUGGAAUUCAGUCCAACAAUGGUGUUUAUGAGCUCCUUGAAUGUCCUGUAUGCAAAAACUUGAUGUACCCGCCAAUUCACCAGUGCCCAAAUGGACACACUUUGUGUUUGAAUUGCAAGAAUAGAGUGCACAACUGUUGUCCGUCAUGCCAGUAUGAUCUCGGAAAUAUAAGGUGUUUAGCUUUGGAGAGAUUUGCGGAAUCCUUGGAACUCCCUUGUAAAUAUCAUAGCCUAGGUUGCCAUGAAAUUCUCCCAUAUUACAGCAAGCUUAAGCACGAGCAACACUGUCGAUUUCGUCCUUACAAUUGCCCCUAUGCUGGUUCUGAUUGUUCCAUCACAGGUGACAUCCCAACCCUCAUUGCACAUCUCAAGGAUGAUCAUAAGGUCGACAUGCACGAUGGAUGUACCUUCAACCAUAGAUAUGUGAAAUUGAAUCCACAUGAAGUAGAAAAUGCCACAUGGAUGCUUACUGUGUUCAAAUGUUUUGGAAAACAAUUCUGCUUGCAUUUCGAGGCUUUCCAGAUGGGGAUGGCACCUGUCUAUAUGGCCUUUUUACGUUUUAUGGGUGAUGAUAGUGAAGCAAAAAAGUUCAGUUAUUGUUUGGAAGUUGGUGCCAACGGUCGUAAGCUAACAUGGCAGGGGAUUCCAAGGAGCAUUCGUGACAGUCAUCGGAAAGUUCGUGACAGUCAAGAUGGACUUGUUAUCCAAAGGAAUCUAGCUCUAUACUUUUCCGGUGGCGAUAGGCAAGAGCUGAAGUUGAGGGUAACUGGCCGUAUUUGGAAAGAAGCAUAAGAUAUGAACCCGUGGAGAAUUCAUGUGAUUUUGUACAGUUUUGAAAAUUUCUGAGUCUUUUUCGUGAAUAGAUGAAUCUUUUGGUUUUUUGUUUUUGUUAAUCCGAUCAUGGCUUUCUUCCGUAUUUGCGUAUCGUCCUAUUCGGCCGAAUGUUUAGUGUAGGAAAUGUUGGUUUACAUGACCAAACUUGGUUGCUUAAAGUUUAAUGCAACAUGUAUGCAAUGUUCCUUUUUUGGAUCCUUGAAAGUCUUACGCCAUCUUUUGGCUGUUAAAAGUUCUAUUUCGCUCUUUAAUCA
Messenger RNA from Gossypium raimondii (Peruvian cotton), 1609 nucleotides. Its product is annotated as E3 ubiquitin-protein ligase SINAT2. The coding region runs from base 393 to 1313 and encodes 306 amino acids. The transcript is spliced from 4 exons. Gene Ontology annotation, cellular component: cytoplasm. Gene Ontology annotation, molecular function: protein binding; ubiquitin protein ligase activity; zinc ion binding. Gene Ontology annotation, biological process: multicellular organism development; ubiquitin-dependent protein catabolic process. Lineage: Eukaryota; Viridiplantae; Streptophyta; Magnoliopsida; Malvales; Malvaceae. The record is from RefSeq and is a predicted model, not a curated record.